AUGGCCGACACCGAGAUGGACGUCGAUCAGCAGCCCCAGCAAGAAGAGCAAGAGCAGGAACAGGCACAGGAUCAAGGCCGUUCGCCCUCUCCAUCCCAGUCACCCGAAGCCAAGCGCAACGCUCCUACUGGUCCCGAGACACGUACUUCGACUGGAGCUGUGGCUGUUCGUUCCAUCGAAGGCUGGAUCGUCAUGGCCACCAAUGUCCAUGAGGAAGCCAGCGAGGAGGACCUCCAAGAGCUGUUCGGCGACUAUGGCGAGAUCAAGAACCUGCACAUGAACCUCGAUCGCAGAACCGGUUACGUCAAGGGCUACGUCUUGAUCGAAUUCCCCACACUGGACGAGGCAAAGGCUGCCGUCGAAGGCGCCAAUGGCACAAAGUUGCUCGACCAGACCAUCUCUGUCGACUUUGCCUUUGUACGCCCUCCACCUACCAAGAACAACAACAACAACCAGUCGCGCGGUGGCCCUGCUCGUGGUGGAAAGUCCAGAAACAGAAGCAGAAGCCCCGGCGCCCGCAGAGACGACGAUGACGAGGAUAUCGAGUAG
Molecule: messenger RNA, 549 nt
Organism: Aureobasidium namibiae CBS 147.97
Lineage: Eukaryota; Fungi; Ascomycota; Dothideomycetes; Dothideales; Saccotheciaceae
Product: RNA-binding domain-containing protein
Exons: 2
Coding region: 1-549 (182 amino acids)
Biological process (GO): RNA splicing
Cellular component (GO): cytoplasm; nucleus; exon-exon junction complex
Molecular function (GO): mRNA binding
Source: RefSeq, a predicted model, not a curated record